Molecule: messenger RNA, 1407 nt
Organism: Dichomitus squalens LYAD-421 SS1
Lineage: Eukaryota; Fungi; Basidiomycota; Agaricomycetes; Polyporales; Polyporaceae
Product: TBP-domain-containing protein
Exons: 3
Coding region: 643-1056 (137 amino acids)
Biological process (GO): DNA-templated transcription initiation
Molecular function (GO): DNA binding; RNA polymerase II general transcription initiation factor activity
Source: RefSeq, a predicted model, not a curated record
GCACAACAAAUUCCCACGGUCUGAUUUUUCGCUGGUCUCUUCUGCAUCAUCAUGUCCUUCGCACUUCAGUCCCGCCAGGUCGGCUUUGGUCGCUCUGCCCAUCCCGCGCAGACCCAGUACCAGCAGAGUCAACCGCAGCCCUAUCAGCAGUCGCAGCCCCAGCCUCAGCAGGCCAAUGCCGGCCUCGCGCUGCCGUACCCGUCCAACCCCUACCUCCCCGGACCGUCGGGCCUUGCCCUCCCUGGUCCCGCACCGGUCUAUCCCUCUCAACCUCAACCCACCCAGCAGGCUCAGCCUGCCCAAUCUCAGCAGCAGGCCCAACAGCAACAGUCGCACUCCCCGACUGCCACGCAGACGAACGCCACUGCUGGUCCUUCGUCGCCACCUUCAACCAUCCCCGCUACCCCCGCGCCACUCACGCUUGAGCAGCAACACAUCACUGCCGUUGACGGCAUUGUGCCGACUCUUCAGAACAUUGUCGCGACGGUCAACUUAGACUGCCGACUGGAUCUGAAGACCAUCGCGCUUCACGCCAGGAAUGCGGAGUACAACCCGAAGGUUCGUAGCUCAUGCUUUCUGAUAUGAAGCCGAUGGACUUCCCUCCGUCGUGCUUUAUUUUUACAGCGUUUUGCCGCGGUCAUCAUGCGUAUCCGCGACCCCAAGACGACCGCACUUAUCUUCGCCUCGGGCAAGAUGGUCGUCACGGGCGCCAAGUCCGAGGACGACUCGCGUCUGGCGUCGCGCAAGUAUGCGCGUAUCGUCCAGAAGCUCGGCUUUGACGCCAAGUUCUCUGAGUUCAAGAUUCAGAAUAUCGUCGGCUCGUGUGACGUCAAGUUCCCUAUCCGUUUGGAAGGUCUUGCGUACAGCCACGGACAGUUCAGCUCGUAUGAGCCCGAGCUCUUCCCCGGCUUGAUCUACCGCAUGAUUAAGCCGAAGGUCGUACUGCUGAUCUUCGUGUCUGGCAAGAUCGUGUUGACGGGUGCCAAGGUCCGCGAAGAGAUCUACACCGCGUUUAACACGAUCUACACGGUGCUUGUCGAGUUCCGCAAGCCGUGAUCGUCCCCACCGACUGCGACAUCCGCGUUGCUGUCGAUACGCCCUCCCUCGCCACCCACCCCAUGUCGUCUCAUCUGGUUGUGUUUGUUGCCCAAGGGUGCAAUUGAUCGUCUGGUGGGUUGGCGGAGAGGGUCUGGGGCGUGGUGGUAGAAAAUCAUGGACGGCUUUUGACGCUGAUCGCUGCUGUAUGACCCUCCCACAUUCUCUUCAGCGUGCACACUACUCUACGGUCCUCAUACUCACAUACAUAGCAAAUCCAUUAUUGACUUCCGGUGUAGCAAUUUGUACUUAUACAUCAAUACGAUUAGCAGCAGACUCGUUUCGUUUACGGAAUGCAAAAUAUCAUUAUCC